Danio rerio (zebrafish) is the source of this 2498-nucleotide messenger RNA. RefSeq names its product coiled-coil domain containing 6a (gene ccdc6a). NCBI's taxonomy places the organism in Eukaryota, Metazoa, Chordata, Actinopteri, Cypriniformes, Danionidae. The record is from RefSeq and is marked provisional.
CCCACUUCCACUCCACUCGAGGACCGUUGCGAGCUUUCGGUAUCGUUACCGAGCGCGGCGCAGCAUGGCGGACAGCGCGAGCGAGAGCGACACGGACGGCGCGGGCAGCAGCAGCAGCUCCGCCACCCCGCAGUCCUCUUGCACCUCGGCGGCCACCUCCACCGCGACCACAACAAACGCAGCCAGCAAAGCGCAGGGCGUCGUGAUCUCGCAGUCCAGACUGGAGGAGUUAACAAACAGGCUCGCGUCGCUGCAGCAGGAGAACAAAGUGCUGAAGAUCGAGCUGGAGACGUUCAAGCUGAAGUGCAAAGCGCUGCAGGAGGAGAACCGCGACCUACGCAAGGCUAGCGUUACAAUCCAAGCGCGAGCCGAACAAGAAGAGGAGUUCAUCUCCAACACCUUAUUCAAGAAGAUUCAGGCUCUGCAGAAGGAGAAGGAGACACUCGCUGUCAACUAUGAGAAAGAAGAGGAGUUCCUUACCAAUGAUUUGUCCAGGAAACUUAUGCAGCUUCAGCAUGAGAAGGCCGAGUUGGAGCAGCAUUUGGAGCAGGAGCAGGAGUUUCAAGUCAAUAAACUGAUGAAGAAGAUCAAAAAACUGGAGAACGAUACCAUCUCCAAACAGCUGACUCUAGAGCAGCUGCGGCGUGAGAAGAUUGAUCUGGAAAACACUCUGGAACAGGAGCAGGAGGCACUGGUCAACCGGCUUUGGAAACGAAUGGACAAACUUGAGGCAGAGAAAAGGAUUCUGCAGGAGAAGCUUGACCAGCCAGUGUCAGCACCGCCCUCUCCACGUGAGGUUUCAAUGGAGAUUGACUCUCCGGAGAACAUGAUGCGACACAUUCGCUUCCUGAAGAGUGAAGUGGAGAGGCUGAAGCGCAGUCUCCGCACUACAGAACUACAGCACACAGAGAAGCGGGCUCAGUAUAUCGAGGAGGAAAGGCAGAUGCGGGAGGAGAACAUUCGACUCCAGAGGAAACUGCAGAGAGAAAUGGAGAGAAGAGAGGCUCUGUGUAGACAACUGUCAGAGAGCGAGAGCAGCCUCGAGAUGGAUGACGAGAGGUAUUUUAAUGAGAUGUCUGCUCAGGGUCUGAGAGCUCGUACAGUUUCCAGCCCAAUCCCGUACACCCCAUCCCCCUCCUCAAGCCGGCCCAUUUCCCCUGGUUUGUCGUACGCUAGUCACACGGUUGGCUUCACUCCUCCAGCCACGCUGAGCCGAGCACCGCUUCCCCACUACACGUCUCCUGGCCUGCACAUCCACCCAGGACCCUCACACUCUGUACAGAGGCCGUCCCCAAGGAGAAGCACCAGCCCAGAUAAGUUCAAGCGCCCGACGCCUCCUCCCUCCCCGAACACACACUCUGGAGCACAGCAUCCUCCUCCUCCUCCUCCACAGCCCAUGGUUCAGUCCGGCUCCUCCCACUCUGUGACAUCACAGAACCCCCUUUCUCAGCCUUAAUGCAUGCACCGUGCGCUACCUUAAGCUAGGCUGCUCCAAGCUAGGCUAUACUACUUCUACUACAACAACAACAACAGCAGCAGCAACAACAACUCAGUGAUUCUCCACUGGGCAAAGGUUGGAAGGGAUUGGAGCGGAUGUGGAAUUUAGAGGACAGUUGGACUGGGAAUGUGAAAAGUGAGAUUGUGUAGAUGCUUGGCCGACUGACAGGUCCAUAACCAGCCCCAUGCCGUUAAAUUUUGUUAUUCUUACUGGGUUUUUUUUUCAGUGAAGUGAUUGAGCUGGUAUUUGGAAAUGAUUGAGAAGGUUUAAGAGAGAGUUGUCAGCUGCCUAUGUCUGCAUUUUGUUUGUGGGACGUCUGUCCCUUGCCCCUGUUCAAUCUUAAUCGUUUUAACAGAUCAACUGUUAAAUGCUAAUCAAAAUUGUGUCAUUUAAUAAACGACAACACGUUCAAUUGGAUGAUAUAUGAUUCUUAUAUGACAAGGCUGAAAGGCCUGUAUCUGAGCACAUUUGCCAUGGGGGCGGCAGUAAAAUGUUUUUCUUUAGUUUUAUUGUCUGUUUGUUUUAGGCAGUUUGUGUUUGUGAAACAGAAGUGUGCGCGUGUGGCUCUCAUUGGCAGCAUGUAGAUGGUAAAGAAAGCAGACUGAAAUGUACUGCAAGAGCACUUGUUGCCUCUCUGCGUGUGUAUUAUAGUAGCAUUGUAGUGUUUGUGUGUGUGUGUGUGUGUGUGUGUGCGGGUGUUUGCGUGUGUCUGCACAGCCAUAGAGGUUUCCCACGACUGCUGGUCUGGGACCAGUCUCUCCCUGCUAGAAUCCAAACAUCAUCCACUACGAAAAAACAAAGUCAAAACUGGUUUCUGAUCAGCAGCUCAAUCUGUCUCAGAGCUCUCGCUGUAAAGUGAGCGUCCUCAAUGCUUAAUCAGAUGGGGAUUUUUGCUUAAUGCCAGUGUCAUAUAACACCUGAACACGAACAGACAUGUUGAUGCAACAAAACAAGGUACUGUUGAACAAUUAACUCAACAUGAUUAAAUGCUUGUACAAAA